AUGACGGAUCACCGGCAUUUGCUUUUGGCUCGACUGCUAGGUUUUCUGUUAAUGGACUGCUCACCAGAAAGGCUUCGGAGCCUUGUUUCUAAAGAAGAGGUCGAAUUUGAUGCGGAUAUCGCUGGACCAGGAGUACAAGCUGCUUUCCUGAUCACAUCGUUGAUAGCAUUGGCUACUCUAAUUCUCGCCUUCCUUACACUCUCAGUACCUCCGCGACUUCUGAAUUCGGGCGAUGCUGUAAUGGUUGCUGGGGCUCGUCGGAUUUACCGCCGACUAAGGACCAGGUUCCCCAAAACCAGACGCACAAAGGUCGUCCAAAGCAGAAGGGAGCGUACGCAUACCUUCAUGGCCUUCAUGGCUGCUAUAAGUAACCAGGUUCUCGUUUCCCAGACAUCCAUCCUUAUCGCGUCCUUCAUCAUCCAGGACAGCAUCACCAUUUAUUCCACCAAAAUUGUUAUAGCCCUAGGUUAUCUCGCAGUAACAGUACACCUUAGGAGUUUCCCAUUCUAUAUAAAACGCUUCAAGGGCCGUGGCACUGCCAAGCUAAUACGUGUUCUUGCUAUGGUCACAGGCUCAGGAAUGCUCAUCUUCCUUCUCACUAUCCGACUAUCAUACACCUGGGACAUGUCGAGUCACGUCUACUUAACCUACACCCUUCAGGACUAUCGAAUGAAUGAGAAGAUGGAAGAUGUGGAUUAUAUUAGCCUUAUGAUGCAGAUGUUUGCUCCACUUGCUGUACUUUAUGGCACGUACGAUAUCAUCCAGCUUCUGUAUCGAGAGCAGCCAGUAGAUGGCAAGGCCAAUGGGCCUACCGCCGAACGGAAUCCAGUAGAUUUCGAUUCUCAACAGCACUCAGUCAUUGGGGAAGUUGAAAUUCAAACACUUGGAAGAUUAGAAGACCAAACCGCGACUGACAAUCACCGAGAUCUUGGUGAUAUCGAAAUCGAGUCUCGGGCAAUCCGUUCCAUUCUGCAACUGAUCUCAGUUAGAGGAAUACAAGCUAGGACGGAUAGCGAGAACGACUAUCAACAAAGAAGAUCCAGACUCUUCAAGCCCAGGGGUGCGAAAAUCAAAUUUAAAGAGCUGAUAAGAGAAAUCAGAGAAUCCAAACGAGAGCCUCUCUUGAACAAAUGGCUUAGGUUCAAAGCUUUGUCGAUCUUAACCUCGGAUAUUACAUCAACAAGAAAGGUUAGGCUUCUCGUCACAUUGGCCGCUGAAACAUGGACAUUCCAUCAGUGUCGAGGGUCCUUCGUCUGGAGGCUAUUCUGGCUCUGGUCAGGAAAUGUCUAUGGGAUUGUGACCAUUUUCGUUUCGCGCGCUGUGACGACAGGCAUGUCAGGUAAUCCCAACAACAUGGGAUUUGGCCAAAUUGUGCCGUUAGCACUGCUUGCACUUCCAAUAUUGGUAGCUAUGGAGAGCCACGCUGACUAUAAGCAGAAGCUCAAUCUAAUCGAGAAAGCUCAUGUUGAUGAAGCGAAUCUCGAAUCGUCUCUUGGCAUCAACACCCGUUCCCAGUCGAUAGGACAACCCCCUGAGCACAGACGAGACAUGCCCAUGCAGACAGAUUUUACAAGUCCUCGGACUACCAAGGAAAUGCUUAAAAAGCGCUCCCAAGAUAUCGGAUACCCAGAACUUUAUAAUUGGUUAAUAGGAUGUGAUUUGACCAGCUCACCCAGUCUCCAAAAGGGUGUUGUCGCUCAUGCCGCAACCAUAUUUACAGUGGCAACUUUGCUCGGUCUUUUUAUGGCUUACCCACUGUGGGGAAUCGAGUUUGCAAUGGUUUCGAUCAUUUUUCUCUUUGCGGCUCGCAGACUCAUAGGGCUUGUCUUGGUUGUGUUCGACAUGAGAUCAUGUCCCGUCAUCGUUGAUCAUCUUGGUUGCAAGCACCUUAUAUAUAACCCAGAAUAUGAAAACCAUGGUGAAAGAGUGGCAAUGAGUUGA
Molecule: messenger RNA, 1941 nt
Organism: Fusarium oxysporum Fo47
Lineage: Eukaryota; Fungi; Ascomycota; Sordariomycetes; Hypocreales; Nectriaceae
Exons: 4
Coding region: 1-1941 (646 amino acids)
Source: RefSeq, a predicted model, not a curated record